UGAGAUCACCUGAGUAGACCUAACAAACCUGAGUGUUGUUUACCUACCAGCCUCUGAUGGUCCUGAUGUCUUAAUAUAGUGAAGAACUCCUUUAGCUGCUUGUGUGACAGUGACCAACUUUGUCAUGUGGAACCAAAUUGAAAUCAGUGGGACACCAAGACACACUGCAGGGAAGUGGAAGAAAUCAACUCUUAGGAUUCUGCCCUGCACAGUGUCGCAGCUUCUGUCCGCACCUGAAAUCAGCAAUGAUACCUUUGCAAUCUGUGAGCGUGAACUCAACCAGGUGUCUGUUGUGGGCGUCAUCCGAGGAUGUUCCCCCUUCGAGAGCAUCGUCCAGUACUCUGUGGAUGACAUGACGGGUCCUCCGUUAAAUGUGAAGCAGUGGGUCAACAAAGAGGACUGUGCGACCAUGACCGAUGCUUCUCCUGGAACAUACGUGAAGGUGACAGGAAGUCUGCGUAAUUUCAGAGCUCAAAGGUAUUUGAUCUCCAUGAAUAUCCGCUGCAUCGAGGACAUGAAUGAGAUCACAUCCCACAUGCUGGAGGUGGUACAAGCCCAUAUGCACCUUACUGGAAAGGUGUAUGAUGUGAAUAUGAACACCUCUCUUCCCUCACUGGUUGGCGGGGUCAGCAUUGGACAUCCUCAAGCUUUGUCCACCUUCCAGGACCAGGUGUUCAAUGCAAUCAGGAAGUCCUCUAACCAUAAUGAAGGCAUCAGUUUGCAGGACCUGAAGGCUCAGCUGCAUUUCCUCAGAAUGUCGGACAUCAGAUCCUCCUUGACCUUUCUCUUAAAUGAAGGCCAUGUCUUCUGCACCAUCGAUGAGCAUCAUUUUAAGACAACAGGAUAUAACUAGGCUGCCCGAAGGCCAGUGAAACAUCAAGGUAUCACUGGCCUGAAACUACAGCUGAACAGAAUGUAAUGUAAAUCCAUCUUAUGGUUGAAUUGUUGUUCCGGCUAAAUUCAGUCAUUAUUUAUGAGCCACUGCAGCUAAUGGCUUUGUCGGCUUUUGUCUAAAGCUCAUAUAGUUUAUUAUAGUGAAUCAUUUGUUGCCUGUUAGAAAUUCCUGCAUAUUCUGAUGGAUGUUCAGGCUUUGUUCUGUUUAACCAUAUAAUUAUAGUUUAUUUAUGCUGUGCUUUCUGAGGACCCUUAAAUGGAAGCUGCAUAUAAAGAAUCAUGUCUAAAUCA
Platichthys flesus (European flounder) is the source of this 1185-nucleotide messenger RNA. Its product is annotated as replication protein A 32 kDa subunit-like. The transcript is spliced from 9 exons. Gene Ontology annotation, biological process: DNA replication; double-strand break repair via homologous recombination; nucleotide-excision repair. The record is from RefSeq and is a predicted model, not a curated record. Gene Ontology annotation, cellular component: chromosome, telomeric region; nucleus; site of double-strand break. Bases 125 to 853 code for a protein of 242 amino acids. NCBI's taxonomy places the organism in Eukaryota, Metazoa, Chordata, Actinopteri, Pleuronectiformes, Pleuronectidae. Gene Ontology annotation, molecular function: DNA binding.